Messenger RNA from Loa loa (African eye worm), 1165 nucleotides. RefSeq lists its product as hypothetical. Bases 8 to 1165 code for a protein of 385 amino acids. The transcript has 8 exons. Gene Ontology annotation, cellular component: membrane. NCBI's taxonomy places the organism in Eukaryota, Metazoa, Nematoda, Chromadorea, Rhabditida, Onchocercidae. Gene Ontology annotation, biological process: protein localization to membrane. The record is from RefSeq and is a predicted model, not a curated record.
GUUCAAUAUGGGAAGAGUGAGUGGUAUCAUUUCGUUUUUUGUUUGCACAUAUGUUUGCAUGGGUUUCUAUUUGCCUGGUUUGGCACCAGUCAAUUUUUGUGAACAGAAAGUCGCGAAACCAUCGUGUCCAAGUAACAUAACUCUUUACGUGAAUCGUUUGGAUAGCGAUCAAAGUGUCAUUCCAUUUGAAUAUCACAGUUUCGAUUUUUGUAUUGGCAGUGAAAAUGAAUCGCCAGUAGAGAAUCUCGGCCAAGUGUUGUUUGGAGAACGAAUUAGACCUAGCCCAUAUAAAAUAAGCUUCAAUGAACAAAUGCAGUGUAAACUGUUGUGUGAAAGAAAAUACAACGACAAUGAUCCAAAUGCGCAGAAAAAAAUGUGGUUGCUUCGGAAAGGAAUGAAAUUAAAUUAUCAACAUCACUGGAUAUUGGACAAUAUGCCGGUGACAUUCUGCUUUAUCAAUCAACAAAAUCAGAAUGUCUGUACAACAGGUUUCCCGAUGGGUUGUUACGUGACGAGUGAUGGUAGACCGAAAGAUGCAUGUGUUUUAGAUUCACGUUAUAGACAACCCGAUAGCUACUACAUCUUCAAUCACGUUGAUAUUCUGAUCGAAUAUCGCAACAUGAGUCAGGAUCCAAAUUUCUUGGAAGAACAUGUGGGGGGUCGAAUUAUUCGCAUCAAAGUACAACCACGAAGCAUCAAACAUAAAGCAAAAGAUAAACUUGAUUGUGGAAUCACUGCACAGCCAUUUCCUAUAAAGUCUAAUGAAAAACCUGACAAAAUUAUUUAUACAUACUCUGUUGUGUGGCAGACGACUCAAGUGAAAUGGUCUUCACGAUGGGAUUAUAUUCUAGAUUCAGUUCCACAUCCUAACAUCCAGUGGUUUUCGAUCCUGAAUUCACUUGUUAUCGUUUUGUUUCUUUCUGGAAUGGUGGGUAUGAUACUUCUUCGGACUCUACAUCGCGAUAUCAUUCGAUAUAAUCAGCUUGAUAAUGAGGAAGAUGCUCAAGAAGAGUUUGGUUGGAAAUUGGUUCAUGGUGAUGUAUUUCGUCCACCGCGAUAUGCUAUGUUUCUUUCUGUGUUUGUGGGGAGUGGAUGUCAAGUGCUCUUUAUGGUUGCCGUCACUCUUGGUAUAAGCAUAUCACUAUUAUCUUGCAUGAUUUCUUAA